AUUAUAGGCACUAAUACAGGAUGGAGCAAUUAAUAGCGUUUAUAAAUAUAAAUAGUCAGACGCAGAGAAGUGUUCGUAACAGUGUAGCAGUGUAAGAAAUAUUAAAAAAUGACUAAUAACACUCAAAAUAUUACUACAGAGGAGUUAAUAGCACUCGGAGAACGGACUAGCGAAGUAGAAACAUUGAAGUUAUUUUGGUUAGUUGGAAUUGUGACAUCAAGCGGCGGUCUACUGUUCCAAAUUAUUCUCUUCGCCUUGAUACCUGCUUGCAGAAAAUUUGACGAAAAAGUGCUCACCCAUAUAACUGUAGCGAGAAGUGUCAAUACCAUCUGCGAGUUUUGCUUCGUAAAUAUAAAAUUGAUAGAAAUUACGAGGGAUGUUGUAUUAGUUUUAUUAUUCUACACCGACUUUGUGCUAAUUUGCUGGAUGUUUGUCUUCACAAAAAAUAUUUACAAUAAGUAAAUACAAAAUGCCAUUGCCGCUGCCAAAACGAUUCUGUGGCUGUUUGUCUGUAGAAGCUGGAUUCUUUAUCCUGUGCUCUAUAUCUAUUAUGGCAUGUAUGGCAAACAUAAUAGUGGGAGCAUGGAAUUUACCAAGAAACAAAGUAAGGGAACCUGAAGACAACCUCAUAUCCAUGAGCAUGGUGAUGUUCUCCACGCUGUCCAUCAUUACAAACUUGGUGGCUGGGUUUGGUGUAUGCUUGAGGCGGUCGGGCUAUCUGCAACUAUCCUUGGUCUUUAAUUCAGUAUUCAUCGUUUGCUUGUUUCUGGUGGCCAUUGUCACUUGCCUCUUUAGUCCUGAAUUGAACAAGAGUGAAUUUCUGGACUCGCCGGGAAAUAUAGCGCUAGUUGUGUUAUUGAUGUUCGCGGGUGCUGCUUAUUCCAUAUACUAUUUAAUGAUGGUGAAUAUAUUAUAUAGGACUAUAAAACUGACGGAAAGCAACAGUGCAAUACCUAUAUGAGAACUAGUGUUGAAAAAUCGGUAAUAAAUAAUGUAAAAUGUUGCUCUGUUGAUUGAAUUUGUUCAGUAAACAGCAUUCUGAGGAACAAUAUUGAAGUGACUAUAGUGCUUCUGUAUCUACCUAUUUAAAACAGGAUUACAGGCUCGCAUGUAUCAAAUCUAUUAACGAAAUUAAAAUAUAGAGACGUGUGCCUACAAUAAUGUCAUGCCAUCUAUGACUGAUGGAUUUUUAAAAAAACGGUUAAGUAUUUCUUACUACUCCUAUUACAAACAAAUGUACAAAAAAUAUAUCUAUUAGUAAUCACGUAAUUGUGUUAAAUGAAAGAACUAUAAAUUAAAAAUAAACUUACCUGUUUUUUAAAUACAAGGUUGGUAUAAUUAUUGUUCAUAACAUUGAUAUUUGUAAUGAGAGAUAUCUUUAUAUUUUAAACAAGUACACAAGAAAUCUCAUGUACAUUAUUUAUAA
Achroia grisella is the source of this 1426-nucleotide messenger RNA. RefSeq lists its product as uncharacterized. Lineage: Eukaryota; Metazoa; Arthropoda; Insecta; Lepidoptera; Pyralidae. The transcript has 5 exons. The record is from RefSeq and is a predicted model, not a curated record. The coding region runs from base 470 to 961 and encodes 163 amino acids.